Messenger RNA from Polypterus senegalus (gray bichir), 1960 nucleotides. RefSeq names its product coiled-coil domain containing 174 (gene ccdc174). Gene Ontology annotation, cellular component: nucleus. The transcript has 11 exons. The coding region runs from base 83 to 1432 and encodes 449 amino acids. The record is from RefSeq and is a predicted model, not a curated record. NCBI's taxonomy places the organism in Eukaryota, Metazoa, Chordata, Cladistia, Polypteriformes, Polypteridae.
CUCUGCGUCACCACCUGACACCCUAGGAACAUGGCCGCGCUCUUGUUUUCAACGGAGCUGUGAGUAACACCGAGAAAAAAAUAUGGAUAAAGGGAAAAAACGUUUUGAUGUGAACGCGUCUUCGCUUGUGGAUCUUAAAGCCGAACUUUACAGAAAACAAGAAGAGUUUAAGCAUGAGAAAUUAUCAAAGGAUGGCGGAGCUCCACUGCAUUCAAAACAUGUCAAGAAACCCAACCUAUGGAGUACACAGAAUAAAGGUGUUACAAACAGAGCAGAGAAGGACCUGGAAAAGAAAGUUGAAGAGGAAAACACUCUUGACAAAUCAAAGAAGAAGCUUGAAGAAAAAGCAAGGCUUUAUGAACAGAUGCUCAAAGGAGAUCUACCAGAUGAAGAAACAGAAGGUCUUUUUCUAGUGGACUUUACACAGAAGAUUAUUGAUAAUAAAAAGGCGGUACAGGCUUAUUCUGAGAAUGAGGUUUCCUAUCAGAAAAAGGAGGUAGAAAAGGAAGAUGACAUUCCUCCACCCGAGACCCCUGAUGAGGAAUGGGUGGAUUAUGUUGAUUCACUUGGACGAUCAAGACGGUGUAUGAAGAAAGAUUUACCAGAGCUAUUAAAAAUGGAUAAAAACCUACAGGGUAAAAGACAAGAAGAGGAGGUAAAAAAGACACUCUUAUCAGAAGAUAUGAGGAGGGAGAUGCAACGUCAGCAGUGGGAGAAAGAAGAGGAGGAGGCUCUCAAAAGGCCGAUUGGGCCAGUACAUUAUGAAGACAUUCGAGAAGGAGAGGCCCGAGAACUUGGUGUGGGUUAUUUUGCAUUUGCACGUGAUGAAGCUGAUAGAAGCAAACAAAGGCAGACUUUGGACAUGUUGAGAGAUCAGACCUUGGACCAGAGAACCAAGCGAGAAAAAUUAAAAGAAAAACAAAAAAUGAUGAUGAAUGCAAGACUAGAAAAGAUACGACAGAGAAAGAUGAAGAAUUUGAACCCAAAUGGAAAACCGGAGCCACCAGAAGCUGUAGCAGAAGAAAAUAAAGAAAUCAUUGGCCCACAACCUGUACUUCCACCAUCGGAAACGGGUGAAGUGAACUCUGCUCCACAAGAGAAAAAGUCUAAGGUGGAAGUCAUAAUCCAAGAACGAAAAGACACGAAGCCUGGCCUUCCUCAUGUGCGUGAGUGGGACCGUGGCAAAGAAUUUAAUUUUGGUCAGUGGUUUUCUAAACGGAGAGACGAAAGAGACCCAGAGUUUUCACCUCCUUCAGAUUACUUUACAAGCCAGAAAAACUCAAGAAAAACUAGCAAGCCUCUGCAUCCAGUAAAUGAAACAGCGGUGCCAAGUUCUUCAAGGACCUGGCAACCCCAACAAGACCCUGCACCACCAAUUAAAGAGCCACAGACCCUGGAUGAUAUGCUGGCAUAUUACAGGAAUUUGACCUAAACUGAGAUGCACAUCUUGUUGUACUUACAGAAUAAUUAAAAGCAGAACCUCCCAUUUGAAGGCAGAUUGGAGCUGGAAUAGGUCUUUGAACUACUAGCGUUGAAGAACCACCGACCAGACUGUUCAAUUUUAAACAGCUAAAAUAUAUUUGUUUAGAAAAUUCCUUUUAAAUAUACUCUUUGUGUACAUUAUCAAAUCAGCUUAAGGUUAUGAUUUUGCAUAUUUAUUUUACAGCAUACAUGGUAUUGAUUCUUGGAAGCUUUUGUGACUGCCAUGAAUCUAAAGCUGUCCUAUUUUGGUAUCUGGUAAGAAUGAAAUUUGUUUGGGAACCAUAUUGCGGAGGAACUUGAGUUUGAAAAGAACGAGUUGCAAUUUUCGUUGCUAUGAUCUUUGCAGCCACUAGAGGGCACCAUUUGCAUUCAGUUUUAAGGCAGUUUGUCGUCUGGGCAAAAAUCUCGUAAAAAAAAACGUAACAGGAAGUGGAAGACAGCACCUUGUUGUUGGAAAUAUAAAGAUGAUUUUAUCUAA